Molecule: messenger RNA, 1398 nt
Organism: Aaosphaeria arxii CBS 175.79
Lineage: Eukaryota; Fungi; Ascomycota; Dothideomycetes; Pleosporales
Product: bifunctional 6-phosphofructo-2-kinase/fructose-2,6-bisphosphate 2-phosphatase
Exons: 2
Coding region: 1-1398 (465 amino acids)
Biological process (GO): fructose 2,6-bisphosphate metabolic process; fructose metabolic process
Cellular component (GO): cytosol
Molecular function (GO): ATP binding; 6-phosphofructo-2-kinase activity
Source: RefSeq, a predicted model, not a curated record
AUGGUCGGCCUCCCCGCGCGUGGGAAAAGCUACAUCGUCAAGAAACUAGCUCGAUAUCUGAACUGGCUGAGAUACAAAACAAUGAACUUCAAUGUCGGCGAGCGAAGAAGAUUAGUUCGACCAACCGAUAUCGUGGACGGGCCAGUUUCGAACGAGUCUACUUCGUCGCAUUCGUCGUCAGCUGCAUUCUUUGAUCCCGCGAAUCGAUCUAGCGUAGCACUCCGCGAUCAGGUAGCGCUCCAAACCUUGGAUGAACUACUAGAUUGGUUAUUACUUGAAGACGGCACAGUUGGGAUUUUGGACGCGACAAAUAACACACCUGAACGUCGCCGGCUCAUUCGCUCACAUAUUAGAGCAAGGGCUGGCGAUGGCCUCAACAUCAUCUACCUCGAGAGUCGUUGCUUCGACGAAGCCAUCCUAGAGACGAACAUGCGCCUUAAACUCUCAGGGCCUGACUACAAAGACAAAGACCACGAUAAAGCGCUGGCUGAUUUUCGCCAACGUGUCUCAUUGUACGAGAAAUCGUAUGUGCCUCUUGGAGAAGCGGAAGAGGCAGAUAUGGUAUCCUAUAUACAAACCAUUGAUGUCGGGAGGAAGAUCAACACGCAUCUUGCCCAAGGUUUCUUGGCUACUCAAAUGGUGGAGUAUCUGUUGAAUUUCAACCUUUCGGACCGUCAGAUUUGGAUUUCUUGCAACGGCGAAAGCAUCGACGACGGUGAAGGAAAGAUCGGCCGCAAUUCAGAUUUGAGCGAUCAUGGAAAGAUAUAUUCCCAGGUGCUGGCGCGGUUCAUAGAUGCGCAACGAACAAAUCGUAGCGUUCCACCAAAGGCGUCCAAGUCAUCACCGACCGGUGACCAACAGCCUACCACCAAUGGAUCAUCGCAUACAGAUCACCAAGACUUUGGUAUAUGGACUUCGACAAUGCCCCAAGCGAUAGAAACUGCGCUUCCAUUUGACUCCGCCAUAUACCCGAAAAGGCAGAUGAAGAUGCUUGACGAUCUCAAUGCAGGCAUCAUGGCGGGUCUCACGUACAGCCAAAUUCAGACACUCCACCCCGACGAAUACGCCGCCCGUAAAGCGAAUAAACUUCUCUACAGAUGGCCUGGUACAGGAGGCGAGGGGUACAUAGAUGUCAUAAACCGACUGCGAGUGGUCAUUCUGGAGCUGGAGCGAGUGAGAGAUCAUUUGCUGCUGGUGACACAUCGGGCAGUGGUGCGGGUUCUGUUGGCAUACUUUUGGGAUUUGAGGAGGGAUGAGUUGGCAGAUCUUGAGGUGGCCAAGGAUACAGUAUUCUGUUUACAACCGAAGCCGUAUGGUAUCAAAACCACGAUUUACCGAUAUUCACCGGAGACGGAGUGGUUCGAGCAGGUACCUAAUAAUAUACCCAAGGGCGCGUAG